This is a messenger RNA of Chroicocephalus ridibundus (black-headed gull), 682 nucleotides long. Its product is annotated as cystatin-A-like. Gene Ontology annotation, molecular function: cysteine-type endopeptidase inhibitor activity. The transcript is spliced from 4 exons. The record is from RefSeq and is a predicted model, not a curated record. NCBI's taxonomy places the organism in Eukaryota, Metazoa, Chordata, Aves, Charadriiformes, Laridae. Bases 123 to 614 code for a protein of 163 amino acids. Gene Ontology annotation, cellular component: cytosol.
UGAAUAGUGUUGGGAAAUACUGGGUGUGACUUUGAUCCAUUUCCUCAGUGCACAGAGGAGUCAUCUGCACAUGGGUGGAGAGGCAAGAGGUGCUCGUUUCAGCCCAAACCAACUGUUCUAAGAUGUGGGUGGCUGGAGGCUGUUUGCUUUUCUUAUGGGCAUGGAGACUACAUGCACUUAAGAUGUUAAAGUGUUUUUCUCGGCUAGUAGUAAUAUUAUCAGUGUUUUACAUCGCUUUUUCCCCCAUUUUCCCCAUUUCUUUCCUCCUCCAGUUCAGUAAUGAAGCACCCAGCGUUCCAGAGAAGUUUCCUGCCACUAUGAUGCCUGGGGGCUUAACUGAGCCUGAGCCUGCUACUCCCGAAGUCCAGCGUAUCGCUAACGAGGUGAAGCCUCAAUUUGAAAGCAAGGAAAACAGAAGAUAUGGCACCUUUAAUGCCAUCAUAUACAGGACUCAGGUGGUUGCUGGGAUAAACUACUUUAUAAAGGUCCAAGUUUCUGAUGCCGAGUAUGUCCACUUAAGGGUGUUUCAGAGCCUUCCUCAUGAGAAUCAAGGUCCCAGACUUGAUGGUUAUCAGACUGGCAAAACCAAAGACGAUCCUCUGACCUACUUCUGAGAGACGAUGAGGAAUGGCACCUCACUUCUGAAGUUGCAUCCGUAACUGCAUAAAAAUAAAAUGUUUGG